Molecule: messenger RNA, 372 nt
Organism: Symbiodinium sp. CCMP2592
Lineage: Eukaryota; Dinophyceae; Suessiales; Symbiodiniaceae
Source: the annotation of a GenBank genome assembly
AUGUACACGUUUUUCGGCAUGAUCGUGGACAUGGCAGUGCGGCUUUUCCACGAGCCGGCACAAAUGUUCGAUGAGCUGACACAGUUGGGGCUGAAGCACAUCAUGUUUCAGGCUGACUCUCAGUUCUUCCAGCCGUGGGUCGCGGCACUGGUGGCGGAAAUCCAGCUGAUCUGCCAGGAUGAGAAAGUGGUUGAUGCGAUGAACUUUGCGCUUUGCGUGAUUGGUAGCAUCAUCGGACAAGCACUGGAAGCUGGCGCCACGCCCAUCCUGAAGGCCAUUGUCACGGACGAUGUCAAGGCCUUGAAGAAGGCAUUGGCUGCGACACCCAGGGGCCAGCGGGCAGAAGCCAUCCUGGGUCGUGGCUACCCUUAG